AUGAAAAUUGCUACGCCGACAUUUUGGAUGGUAACUAUUGUGAUCUUCUUCAUUAACUGUGUUGAUCAAAUGAACGCUUCACAUUCAUUUCCUGGUUUACAGCAAAGCAGAAAGAUGGACUGUCAUUCGUCUUGCGACCAAUUUUUAUACAACCCAUUACGUAAAAAUCGGUAUAAGUAUACAAAAUGUUUGAAAAGAUGUUGA
This is a messenger RNA of Trichobilharzia szidati, 204 nucleotides long. NCBI's taxonomy places the organism in Eukaryota, Metazoa, Platyhelminthes, Trematoda, Strigeidida, Schistosomatidae. The record is from the annotation of a GenBank genome assembly.